This is a messenger RNA of Maudiozyma saulgeensis, 417 nucleotides long. Lineage: Eukaryota; Fungi; Ascomycota; Saccharomycetes; Saccharomycetales; Saccharomycetaceae. The record is from the annotation of a GenBank genome assembly.
AUGUCUACUGAUUCUAUUGUUAAGGCCUCUAACUGGAGAUUAGUUGAAGUUGGCCGUGUCGUUUUGAUCAACAAGGGUCAAAAUGCCGGUAAACUAGCUACCAUUGUCGAAGUUAUCGACCAAAAGAAGGCUCUAAUCGAUGGUCCAGCCACCGGUGUUCAACGUCAAGCCAUUCACCUAGGUCAAGUCGUUCUAACUCCAUUGACUUUUGCUCUACCAAGAGGUGCUAGAUCCUCUAUUGUUGCUAAGAAGUGGGCUGCUGCCGGUGUCACCGAAAAGUGGGCUACCACUUCUUGGGCUAAGAAGAUCGCUCAACGUGAAAGAAGAGCUGCUCUAUCUGACUUCGAAAGAUUCCAAGUUAUGGUCUUGAGAAAGCAAAAGAGAUACACCGUCAAGAAGACUUUGGCUAAGGCUUAA